GAGAGAGAGAGAGAGAGAGAGAGAGAGAGAGAGAGAGAGUGGGGGAGAGAGAGGAUGAGAGAGAGAGAGAGAGAGAAAGAGAGAGAGAGAGAUUUGUGCCCACAAUGGCGACUGUAGGUAUGCUAAAUACCUCUGGUUCCUUAUCCGGGAACUACCUCUUACUCUGCUAUUGGGCCAUUGGGUCACGUGGUAAAAGUAACUUUACAGGGCUGCUCGCAAGUAGGAGGGCUUUAUGGAGCAGAAAAACGACAAAGCUAGAAAAAUUAUUUUCCACUCCAGAAAUUAAUGAUCAUGAGCUCGUAUUUGAUGGAGUCUAACUACAUUGAUCCGAAAUUUCCUCCAUGCGAGGAAUAUUCGCAAAAUAACUACAUCCCUGAGCAUAGUCCAGAAUAUUACAGCCGCGCAAGGGACCCUGGCUACCAGCAUCACCACCAGGAGUUAUAUCCUCCGCGGGCGAGCUACCAGGAGCGCCAGUAUAACUGUGCAAGCAUCCCUGAACCUGACACGCCAAGGGGACAUGGAAUACCCCAUUCUGCGCACCUGCUGACAGGGAAAGGGCAACCUGCUUCAUGUGAAACCCCUCAGUUAUCCAUGUCCCCCGCCACCCCACCGGCCGCAACCUCCGCCUGCAACCAAGCUACCCCGGAGCAUCCAAACAGCACAGCCUCCUCCAAGCAGCCCGUGGUGUACCCAUGGAUGAAGAAAAUUCACGUCAGCACUGUGAACUCGAGUUACAAUGGGACGGAGCCCAAGCGGUCUAGGACAGCAUACACCCGGCAGCAAGUCUUAGAAUUGGAGAAGGAAUUCCACUAUAACCGAUAUUUAACUCGGCGGAGGCGCAUCGAGAUCGCCCACACCCUGGUUCUCUCCGAGCGACAGAUUAAAAUCUGGUUUCAAAACCGCAGGAUGAAAUGGAAAAAGGAUCACAGGCUCCCGAACACCAAAGUGAGAUCCUCUUCCUCCUCCUCCGGGUCCAACACAAGCUCAGCAGCCGGCGCUGUUGCCGCUGCCUCGGCCACUAACACUGGGGCCCCCGACGAACUCACCGGAGCACAGCAUGGCGAGGAUAUUACCAGGUUAUAAAAACACGAACCACGACCGUGGGUAGAAAAAGAACUGGUUAUUUAUAGAACAAUUAUAUAUUUUGUUUUUCGUAGCUAUCUUGUGCGGUUUCCUUUAAGUCCAAAGUUAUAUAAAAUGCAUGUUAUAUAGCAUGGAUUACUGCGAAUACCGAUGAAUUAUUUUUACGUGACACAGGGUUUAAUUUAUUUGAAGCUCAAUUAAAAUGAUGUUUUUUAUUAAAAAUGUUUUGAAUGAAGGAAAAAAAAAGUAGAAAAAAAAAUAUACAUUUUAUCAAAAUGUUAUUGUGGGCCAUUCUUUUGCCCUGCUGCCCAAGGUGAAAUGCACAAUCUAUUUAUUUCAAGCAACACUGGAAGGAAAUCAAUAUAAUAAUAGUUAUUUUUGGUAUAAAAAAGCUGGAACACACCAUUGAUCUUGAACUUGUAUGUUUAGGAUAAUAACAAUGUGUGAAUUACCUCGUGUAUUUCAAGAACAGGAUUUUGAUUUACAAUUUAGUUUUGUGGUGUUGAUGUUGUGUUU
This is a messenger RNA of Toxotes jaculatrix (banded archerfish), 1599 nucleotides long. It is a transcript of the gene hoxc4a, whose product is annotated as homeobox C4a. The coding region runs from base 286 to 1083 and encodes 265 amino acids. NCBI's taxonomy places the organism in Eukaryota, Metazoa, Chordata, Actinopteri, Toxotidae. The transcript has 2 exons. Gene Ontology annotation, biological process: embryonic skeletal system morphogenesis; anterior/posterior pattern specification; regulation of transcription by RNA polymerase II. The record is from RefSeq and is a predicted model, not a curated record. Gene Ontology annotation, cellular component: nucleus. Gene Ontology annotation, molecular function: RNA polymerase II cis-regulatory region sequence-specific DNA binding; DNA-binding transcription factor activity, RNA polymerase II-specific.